AUGUCCUUCGACUUGGACGAUGACGAAACGCUUAUAUCGAUAUCGCGCACCGAUAGAUAUGAAGGCGAAGACACGAGUCCUACUACCGACCGCGAAUUGAAAGCUUGGUAUGCUUAUCCAAUCGCGGCCGAAGUCUUCGCUGUAGUCGCAGUGGGUGCAUUUCUCCCAGUGAUUCUCGAGCAAUUGGCCAGAGAAAAUGGCGUUUUCUUCUCCGAUCAUUCAACACCGUGUGUUGAUCAUUCCGCUUCCGGAAGACUCCGGAUACGCGAAAAUGCAGGCCAGAAGGCCGAAGGAGGAGACUCUGAGCAAUGCAUGGUGAGAUAUCUUGGGAGAGACAUGUCAACGAGCAGUUUUGCGAUGUACACCUUCUCUACCGCUGUAUUACUUCAAGCUGUGGUCUUGAUAUGUUUUAGUUCCUUCGCUGAUCAUGGCCCGUACCGCAAGAAGAUGCUCAUGUUCACAUCAUACAUGGGCGCACUAGCAAGUUGUCUCUUCAUUUUCAUCUCGCCAUCACUAUAUUACUUGGCUCCAAUCCUAGUAAUCGUUGGCGUUUCAAGUCUAGGCUGUUCAUUCGUGCUGCUAAACGCAUUCCUACCGCUACUCGUCGCCAACCACCCAGAUAACAACACGACCGGAAAAUCAUUCACAUCUGAUUCAGCGUCAGACGUCGAGCUGGAGUCCCUGAAUCCCACCAGUGGACCUCCUUCGUCUGCACACCACCACUUGGACCCAAAUCGAUUGAAGCGGGAUUUAGAGCGAAGUGCGCAAAUCUCAAGUAAAGGCGUGGGGUAUGGCUACAUGUCCGCUGUCUUCGUACAGGUUUUGGCUAUCUUGAUAAUCUAUCUCUUCAGCAAAACUAGUCUUUCGAAAACCUCGCCUAGCCUCUCCAUUCGAGUUAUCCUAUUCAUGGUCGGCCUAUGGUGGGCCAUCUUCUCCAUUCCAACAUUAUUGUGGCUACGUCCGAGACCAGGUCCACCGCUGCCCACCCAGAAUAACCAGAGCUUUUCCGGAGGGAAGUCGUCGAGAUUGCGCACGUUCUUGUUCUACACGUCCUUUUCUUUGCGUAGCUUCUGGGGAACACUCAGGAGAGCGAUAAGACUACGACAGACAUUGCUCUUUCUGAUAUCGUGGUUCCUGCUAUCAGAUGCAGUAGCAACAAUAUCUGGAACUGCGGUCCUCUUCGCACGCACAGAGUUGCAUAUGGGCACAAUUGCCAUCGCUUUAUUGUCCAUAACGUCCAUCGGAUCCGGCAUCAUAGGCGCAUUCGCAUGGCCGCAUGUACAGAGGCGCUAUGGAUUACAGCCAAAGACGGUACUGCUGUGUUGUGUAGCGGGCAUGGAAAUUAUCCCAUUAUACGGAUUACUCGGAUUUAUCCCUCUGUUCAAGAGCUUGGGGUUUAUUGGUUUGCAGAAAGCAUGGGAGAUUUACCCAAUCGCCAUUAUUCAUGGAAUUGUCAUGGGUGGUAUAUCAUCGUAUGCACGAUCUGUAUAUGCUCCAUUGAUUCCAGAAGGCAGCGAGGCCGCGUUCUUUGCAUUAUAUGCUGUUACAGACAAGGGUAGCAGUGCUUUCGGUCCAGCUCUCGUAGGUUGGAUUGUCGACCAGGCGGGUACGAUACGCCCUGCCUUCAUCUUCCUGGCUGUAUUGGUAGUGCUACCAGCACCACUUUUGUGGCGAUUGGACGUCGAGAAGGGGAGGGAAGACGCGCGUGCCAUGGCAGACGGAGAUGUUAAAGGACGGGGGAUGUAUGAGAGGGUUCGUGAAGAAUAA
Alternaria alternata is the source of this 1767-nucleotide messenger RNA. Its product is annotated as autophagy-related protein 22-1. Bases 1 to 1767 code for a protein of 588 amino acids. The record is from RefSeq and is a predicted model, not a curated record. Gene Ontology annotation, biological process: amino acid transmembrane export from vacuole. NCBI's taxonomy places the organism in Eukaryota, Fungi, Ascomycota, Dothideomycetes, Pleosporales, Pleosporaceae. The transcript has 3 exons.